AUGUUUUCUUUGAUCUCUGUCUUCUGGUUUCUAAAGAUUUCCUUUAUGUUUUGUCAUUUGAGUGACCCCAAAUGCUUUUGGAGGAUAAAAGAUACCAAAAAAAAUCUAGGAGAUACAGAAACUUAUUGUUCCUUUUCUAUUUCCACAAAGCGCGGUUAUGUGAAGAAUGAUUAUUUCAGUUGGAAUCUAGACAAGCAGGUGACACCCAAGACCAACCAUUUGAUUUUCUCUGUUUAUCUUGCCUUGGAAGAAAUAAAUAUGAACUUCCAUAUUUUACCUAACAUUUCUCUGGUAGUAAAUAUUGAAUGUCUCCGAAAAAAAUAUGAUGAAAAAACAGGUUUGGCUUUGCAAACGGAGGAAUUUAUUCCUAAUUACUACUGCACAGAUGAGAGAAGAUAUUUAAUUAUAUUUACAGCUCCUAUAUGGGCAGUAACUACAAGACUAGGAACAUUCAUGUUCAUGUAUAGCAUUCCUGAGCUUUACUGUGGUCAUUUUCAUCUUUCUUUGAGUGAUAAUGAGCAAUUUCCUCACCUUUACCAGAUAUCUCCAAAGGACACAUCUCUACCACUAGCCAUGGUGUCCCUAAUGGUUCAUUUCAGAUGGAACUGGAUAGGAGCGAUUGUUACAACUGAUGACCAUGGAAUUCAAUUCCUUUCUGAAUUGAGAGGAGAAAUGCAAAAACACAUUGUCUGUUUAUCGUUUGAGAUUACUAUCCUAACUGAGCAUAGCAUGGCCCGUAAAGAGUUUCAAAGGUAUUUUAACAGAAUUGUAAUGUCAUCAGCAAAAGUUGUGAUAGUGUAUGGAGACUACACCUCUCCCAUAGAUCUUGUCCUCCAUUUGUGUAAAUCCAAAGGCAUUUUUAGAAUCUGGGUUAGUGUGUCACAAUUUGAUAUGAUCACAAAACUAGGAGAUUUCAUGCUAUAUUCCUCCUCUGGGACAUUCAUUUUUUCACACCAGAAACCUGAACUAUCUGGUUUUCAACAAUUUAUCCAAACAGUACACCCUUCAAAUUACAGUAGUGAAUUUUCCUUUGCCAAACUAUGGUGGACAUAUUUUAGGUGUUCUUUGCCACCAUCUAAUUGUAAGAAGCUGAAGAAUUGUCCAACCAAAAUUGUAUUUAAAUGGUUAUUCAUGACACCACUUGGAAUGGCCAUGAGUGAUACAUGCUAUAACUUAUACAAUGCUAUAUAUGCUGUGGCCCAUUCACUCCAUGAGAUGCUUCUGCAACAAAUAGACACGUGGUCAAAUAAUGCUGGGAAGGAACUUGAAUUUGACACCUGGAAGAUGUUCUCUAUUCUGAAGACAUUACAAUUUGUAAAUCCUGCUGGAGACCUAGUCAACAUGAACCAGAAUUUGAAACAGGAUACAGACUAUGACAUUUUCUAUAUCAUGGAUUUUCAAAAAGAUUAUGGUUUUAAAAUGAAAAUAGGAAGAUUUUCAGGUCAUCUGCCAAGUCAUCAACAGCUAUAUAUGUCUAAGGAAAUGAUGGAGUGGGCUACAGAUGUGGAUCAGAUUCUACCCUCAAUAUGUAGUAUGCCUUGCAGACCAGGACUCAGAAAAUCUCCUGAGGAAGGAAAGGAUAUCUGCUGUUUUGUGUGUAACCCCUGCCAUGAAAAUGAAAUUUCCAACAUGACAAACAUGGAUCAGUGUGUGAAGUGUCAAGAAGAUCAAUAUGCAAAUGAAGACCAUACUCUCUGCCUCCAAAAAGUUGUGUCUAUUUUAGAUUAUAGAGAUCCUUUGGGAAAGGCUCUGGCUGGCAUUGCUCUAUGCUUCUCUGUCCUUACAUCUGGUAUACUCUGCAUCUUCUUGAAACACAGAGAAACUCCCAUAGUCAAAGCCAAUAACCAAACUCUCAGCUAUGUACUACUCAUCUCCCUCGUAUUUUGUUUUAUCUGUUCAUUGCUUUACAUUGGUCAUCCCACUACGGUCAUCUGUAUCCUGCAGCCGAUCACUUUUGCCAUUGCUUUCACUGUGGCUACCUCUACUAUCUUGGCUAAGACAAUUACUGUUCUACUAGCAUUCAAGAUAACUAUUCCAGGAAGAAGAAUGAGGUGGCUGCUUCUGUCAGGGGUACCCAAAUAUAUCGUUCUCAUAUGCACCAUGAUUCAGCUGAUUCUUUGUGGAAUAUGGCUGGGAACUUCUCCUCCAUUUGUUGAUGCUGAUGUAUACAUGGUACAUGGCCACAUCAUUAUUGUUUGCAACAAAGGUUCAGUGAUUGCCUUCUACUGUGUCCUUGGAUACAUGGGCUCUGUUGCUCUAGCAAGUUUCACUGUAGCUUUCUUGGCCAGGAAUCUGCCUGAUACAUUCAAUGAAGCCAAGCUCUUGACAUUUAGCAUGCUGGUGUUCUGCAGUGUCUGGAUCACUUUCAUCCCUGUCUACCAUAGCACCAAAGGCAAGACUAUGGUUGCAGUGGAAGUUUUCAGUAUCUUGGCCUCAAGUGCAGGGCUGCUUCUUUGCAUUUUUGCCCCCAAAUGCUAUAUUAUUUUAUUAAGACCACAGACAAAUUCUUUUCACAAGUUCAGGAAAACACAUUCUAAAGCUGAAAAUAUAAGUUAA
Molecule: messenger RNA, 2556 nt
Organism: Mus musculus (house mouse)
Lineage: Eukaryota; Metazoa; Chordata; Mammalia; Rodentia; Muridae
Gene: Vmn2r67
Product: vomeronasal 2, receptor 67
Exons: 6
Coding region: 1-2556 (851 amino acids)
Biological process (GO): G protein-coupled receptor signaling pathway
Cellular component (GO): plasma membrane; membrane
Molecular function (GO): G protein-coupled receptor activity
Source: RefSeq, marked inferred